AUGCCUUUGCUUGCUACUUCCAGCACGGGUGCCAUAAGUUCACCAUCACAGCCUCCCAACGCUUCGUACCCCCCUCCAUCCGAUGACCGUGAUGAUGCUUUGGCUCAGGCUGAAAUUGCCAUUUUGGCUUCCAUCUUCCUGCUGGCCACUCUGAGCAAUGCCCUGGUGCUUGGAGCUCUCUUCCGCCAGGGUCGGCGGGCCAGCCCAAUGCAUCGAUUCAUCCAACACCUCUGCCUGGCCGAUAUGACGGUGGCCCUCUUCCAAGUCCUCCCUCAGCUCAUUUGGGACAUCACCGAUCGCUUCCAAGGCCCAGACAUCUUAUGCCGUGCCGUCACUUAUUUGCAGGUGGUCGGAAUGUUCGCCUCGUCCUACGUUAUCGUGGCCAUGACCUAUGAUCGCUACCGUGCCAUUUGCCGGCCCAUGCUGGCUUUUCGGAGGGGAACAACCUCACGGCAUCGACCUGUGCUAUUGGCCUGGGCAGCAUCCUUCCUUCUGAGCCUCCCACAGUUUUUCAUCUUCUCCAAAACGGAACUGCCUAGUGGAGCCCAUGAGUGCUGGGCAGCCUUUGCGGAACCCUGGGGAGCCCGGGCCUACAUCACCUGGGUGUUUCUGAUGGUCUUCCUCCUUCCCACCUUCUUCAUUGCCACCUGCCAAGGCAUGAUCUUCUGCGAGGUCUAUCACAGCCUGCGUUUGGGGCCAGAAGCAGCCCUGGCUCGUAAGGGGAGCCAACAAGGAGCCUCUCCUAUAUCUGGCGCUGUAGCAAAGACUCUUAAGAUGACACUGGUUAUCGUGCUCACCUAUAUUUUCUGCUGGGCCCCCUUCUUCCUCGUACAACUGUGGGCUGUUUGGGAUCCUCAACCACCCACUGAAGGUCCAGCUUUCACCCUCCUGAUGCUCGUUGCUAGCCUCAACAGCUGCACAAACCCCUGGGUCUAUGCCACAUUCAGCAACAGCAUCUCAAGCGAACUGCGCCGAAUCUUCUGCCCCAGAUGGGCCCACCGGAAAGUCAGCUCCCUGUAUGAAGACUCCAUUCUCACAGGCAGCUUCUCCCUGGGCCGAGACACUCUUUCCUGA
Thamnophis elegans (Western terrestrial garter snake) is the source of this 1074-nucleotide messenger RNA. RefSeq names its product arginine vasopressin receptor 2 (gene AVPR2). The record is from RefSeq and is a predicted model, not a curated record. NCBI's taxonomy places the organism in Eukaryota, Metazoa, Chordata, Lepidosauria, Squamata, Natricidae. Gene Ontology annotation, biological process: G protein-coupled receptor signaling pathway; regulation of systemic arterial blood pressure by vasopressin; positive regulation of vasoconstriction. The coding region runs from base 1 to 1074 and encodes 357 amino acids. Gene Ontology annotation, cellular component: membrane. The transcript is spliced from 3 exons. Gene Ontology annotation, molecular function: vasopressin receptor activity; peptide binding.